UUUGGAUGAGAGAGAGAGAGAGAGAGAGAGAGAGAGAGAGAGAGAGAGAAUCUGCUAGAAAAGGACAGCGGAUAAAUGCGGAUACAAACAUAGAUCCAGGUUGUCCGUAUGGACAGAUUUGGAGACAGCUAACCUGAGAGAGAGAUCUGUUGUUGAGCGAAAAAGGUUGGACCUGAUCACUGUGACGUCUCAGUCUUCUUUAUCCGAGCAGAAGAGAUUACAAUUUAGAAAGCCGCACAAGCAACAGAACUAGCCAUGACCACUCACGAGUCAGAGGUGUACCCGGUGGCACCGGAGAUGCCAGCCAUGUUUGAUGGAAUGAAGCUGGCGGCCGUUGCCACCGUGCUCUACAUCAUCGUCCGGUGCCUGAAUCUGAAAAGCCCCACUGCGGCCCCGGACCUCACGUGCCAGGACACGCCGCUUAACCGCUUCCUUCUCAAGUCCUGCCCCUUACUGACCAAAGAGUACAUUCCUCCGCUGUUGUGGGGGAAAAGUGGCCAUUUACAGACGGCUCUGUAUGGAAAGCUGGGCCGCGUGAGUUCACCACACCCGACCGGCCUGCGCAAGUUUCUGCCGAUGCAGGAUGGCGCCACAGCGACCUUUGAUCUCUUCGAACCCCUGGCGGAUCAUCAGAGUGGAGCGGACGUCACCAUGGUUAUCUGUCCAGGCAUUGGGAACCACAGCGAGAAGCACUACAUCCGCACAUUUGUGGAUUACUCACAGAAGCAAGGCUACCGCUGCGCCGUGCUCAACCACCUCGGGGCCUUGCCCAACAUCGAGCUCACCUCCCCCCGCAUGUUCACCUAUGGCUGUACCUGGGAGUUUGCAGCCAUGGUGGGCUACAUAAAGAAGACCUACCCUCAGAGCCAGCUCAUCAUGGUGGGCUUCAGUCUCGGUGGCAACAUCGUCUGCAAAUUCCUCGGGGAGAAUCAUGCCAAUCAGGAGCGUGUGCUGUGCUGCGUGAGCGUGUGCCAGGGCUACAGUGCACUCAGAGCUCAGGAGACCUUUCUGCAGUGGGACCAAUGCCGGCGCUUCUAUAAUUUCCUCAUGGCUGACAACAUGAAGAAGAUUAUCCUGUCACACAGGGGCAGUCUAUUUGGAGGAGGCUCUCUUAAGUUGAUAGAUGCCGAUCUGAGACGCCUUUACACUGCCACCUCUCUUAUGCAGAUCGAUGACAACAUCAUGAGAAAAUUCCAUGGACACAAUUCUUUGAAAGAGUACUAUGAGAAGGAGAGCUGUGUGCACUUCAUUCACAAUGUGAACGUUCCACUCCUGCUGGUGAACUCCGCCGACGAUCCUCUCGUACACCAGUCUCUUCUCACCAUCCCACGCACACUCGCAGAAAAGAAAGAGAAUGUGAUCUUUUCUCUGACGCUGCACGGCGGCCACCUGGGAUUCUUCGAAGGCGCCGUUCUCUUCCCGCAGCCUCUCACCUGGAUGGAUAAGGUCAUCGUGGGGUACGCCAACGCCAUCUGCCAGUGGCAGAAGCAGAAGCCAACAUGCCAGAGCCAGGAAGCCCAAGCCUCAGAGGGCACAUGCUUGAACAAUACUUCCUAAACUUUGACCUCUGCCCUCACUCAAAUCAUACCCAUUCCCUAUCAAACCACUCAGACCUUCCUGACUGGUCUGACCUUUCUGACUCAUCUUACACACACAAAAAAAGUGUCUUUGUGAUCAGUGCUAGAGAAAAUGUUUCAUAUACGGGCACAUAGACGUUAGAGAGGAUGAAAUGAGGACAGUGUUAUACAUGUACCAUAUUUUCUGGACUUAAAGAUUAUUACUUAAUAUAGUGACCCAUAUAUUUUGCAUCACGCUAAUUCUAAGUACGUUUAUUUGUGUUAAAACCCAAACAAUAGUUUGGCACUACAAUAACGCAAGCAUAAAAGAUGUGUUGCCUGAUGAAAUUUGAAUCUUUAUAUAUAUAUAUAUAUAUAUAUAUAUAUAUAUAUAUAUAUAUAUAUAUAUACAUAUUAGAUUCUUAUAUUUCACAUUCUAUUUCACAACCGUUCUGAAAACUACAGACUUUUCAGAACUAUUUUUAAAGUUACUCCAGAAAAGUGAGAAAUUGCGUUUAAAGAUCACUGAGUAAGGAAAUCCCAAAGCAAGAUUUCAGGAAUCUUUAGUCAGACUGCCUGAUUUUACCAUCAUGUUUAACACACAGUGACAACUGAAGGGCUCUGCAGACCAUAAUAUAUGUUAUGACUUCUUGAUAAGGAUGGACUUACAGACCGGACCAAUUACACUAAAGUGCCAUUAUAGAUGCAGUGAAAAGAUAUUUAAAAAUGACUGCUACAUUAAGCCAACUCGAACUGCUCCAUAUAAAAUGCGUCUUGCUCUUGGAUACAACUUAUUGUCUGGAAAAUACGGUACACAUCAUGUCGGUUUAAAUACGUCUGGCCCUAGUGUAAAAGAAGUUUGCUUGAAGCUGCUAGAGUGGAAAGACUUCAGCACAAACAGCUACUGUAGACCGACCGUGCACUACUACACUGUAUAUAACACUGAGGGAACUGGCCGUUAUGCAGGCACUGUGUGCUUAUAGCGAGGACGGGCAUGCUGCUGGUGCCUCUUUCUGUGCUCUUCAACACGCUCUGGUCUGUUGAUACCUCGACUAGACCGAGUCAGCACUUUUCAUUUUACUGUAUUAUUCAUUUUGGGUGGGGGAAAAAAAUGUUAAACAUAAAUCAUCAAAGCUAAAAAACGCUUUUUCUUUUUUUUAUUAAAGCACUUUAUUAUUUUUGCCAUAACAUUUAUUGCAUAGUUAAAGUUAAAACAGACUAGAUCAUACAAUGCACUAAGAGGGAGAGAUGUCCAAUCUCUUCAGCUCAAUGACUCGAUGAUCCCUCCUGUUCACCAAAGCCUGACAUUCACCAAAACACGUUGUCAGUUCUGUGCACUCGGCUGUGAUGUUGUUAGGAUUGUUGUUAGUUUGGUUGAAGUGUGGAUCAGAGUAGGAGUUUCAGCAGGAGACUGCGUGUGUCUGUGAAUGCUGGCUCACUGCACGCAUGUGUUUCAUUUUUCAUUUGUGGUUCGUGACCAGUUUUUAUGGUUGUUUCAUUGUAAUUUGUAAAAGGAACAGAAUCUGAACUUUGAGCAAAUUACUGACUUUGUGUUUCAGUUGUUCAGAGUAACUGCAUGUUCUUGAAUAGUUGGAGUAGAAUGGAAGCAGAAAGAAAAGUUGCACAAGAAAGUGAAAGGGGGAAAAAAAAAACUUUUCAGCUUUUAGACUGAGACAUGUUUAGUGUCUGAAGUUCACUUCAUUGGUUUUAUAGUGAAACACUGAUACUGUUCUUGCUACCAGUCGAAUGAAGGGCGCUUACAGCCAUCAGAUUAACGCUGGGCAUGUCAAGUGUUCAUAGUUCCAGGGUCUUGUUUAAAUCCUGAGUUUUUUUUUCAUUCUCCACUUUGUCCUUGUUGGUUUCUUCCAGUUUGCUCCUAAAACAUUUUGGUUACUCUUAAAUUGCCCCUACUAACAUUAAUCUCAUUUACACAGCUGAGCAGUUGAGUGUUAAGGGCAAACUGCCACUGCUUGGAUUUGCACUCACGACCUGUGAUCAGUAGCCAAAUCAGUGUUUAAACCAUCAGUGACUUGAAUUCAAAAGUCAUUUGGUUAAAGUUGCUAAAUGUACUUAUUUUACUUUCAGUUACAAAUGAAAUCUGACCUGUUGUCAUCUGAAUCACUACUAACAUGCUGAUAAGGAAUGUGAAUGUCUGCGGCCACUUACAGUAUAAACCAGUGGCCUAACCGAGUCUGCUUGAGAUACCAAACAACUCAACACAGUAUACAUCCAGCAUGCACAAUGCUAAACAGCUUGCUGUAAGACAAUGAUUAGUUAGUAGCAAUAAUAAUUUUAUUCAUAUAUGUGCAAUUGGAUGGGAUCGAGUUAUUGGAAAUGGGAUGCAGAUGUUUGAGACCAUCGAUGGCUUCAUUUUGUGACUGCACUCAGCCAGUUAUUUCUAAAUCAUCUGAAAGAUAAGGAAGUUCGAGUUAGUCAGUCAGUAGAGCACAGACGCCACCUCCUGGCCUUUUUUUUGUUGUUGUUGUUGUUGGUUAAUCUCAAUUUACACCAAAAUCCUGUGUUUUAUAGUAUUUGUAUUUGGUUCAGACCUCAAGCUCAAAUCUUAUGCAGUAAACACUUUCAUUCGUCUGCAGGAAAAAAAUGCUUCUGAUCGCUCUUCUAUCAGAUCUCUUGUUAGCGGGACACUGGUCAAGGAAAAUCAGUUUGUUCCUUCAGUAUUGAAGCACAUCAUGAGAUCUGAGCUAUCAGAAACACCAGCAUCAUUCCAGUCUCCAUUAUCUGAUGCUCAGCAACCUUCUGCCUUUCUGAAUGUUUCUUACUUUUUUUUUUGCACAAAUGCAGGCUUUAGCCGCGUCUCUUUUGAUUUUCAAGGUUCAUUUAUUGAUAUCUAUAUAUAAUUGUCUCUUGGUGUUGGUUAUUUACUCAUUUGUUUUGGACUAUGAUGUACAUGAAUAAUCAUCAGUGAGUGUGUGCUGAUCAUCAGCACGUUUUGUUCUGAAAACCAAAACCAGAAAAAAAUGUAAAUAUAACACGGUGAACAUGAAUUCUGUACUUUAUAUAACGGUGUUUUUUUUUUUUUUUUUUUUUUUUUUUUUUUCUCUUUGUGUGUGUUUUUGUUAUUUCCCCAUCAGCAAUAAAAUCUGAGUUUUGUUAUUUGUUUUUUUACCAUGCCAAACUGAAGGGCCUUGUCCAGAUAAAUAAGAAGCGUGUCAAAUUAGGAGUGUGAAAUCCCAUUCCUGCUGUUCACACACAGUAAAGCCCGCAUUAAAAAUCCAUUGGCAUUCCCACUGACCACGUUAGACCAUCAGGUGAAAAUUGCUAAUGCAGUGUAAGAUCAUUCCAUGAUUUAUGCAGUGAAAUUUGAUUUAUAGGUUUAUAGAGCUGAUCACAGUGUGUUCACCGUGCUGUGUGUUUGAUGGGUUGUUUGUACCCAUGACUACAUCAUAUUCCACCUUUACUAACCAUAACAACAUUGUGUGUCUGUCUUAAAAAAAAUUUUUUUGGUUGUUUUUUUUUUUUUUUUGGGGUGAAAAAAAAAACAGUGUGUGAAUGAAUAAUUGGAUUAAAUAUAAUUCAUGUGUUAAAAUAAAUUAUUUUCUUGUAUAAAUA
This is a messenger RNA of Tachysurus vachellii, 5126 nucleotides long. RefSeq names its product abhydrolase domain containing 2, acylglycerol lipase a (gene abhd2a). The record is from RefSeq and is a predicted model, not a curated record. The transcript has 11 exons. Lineage: Eukaryota; Metazoa; Chordata; Actinopteri; Siluriformes; Bagridae. Gene Ontology annotation, molecular function: acetylesterase activity; monoacylglycerol lipase activity. Gene Ontology annotation, biological process: acylglycerol catabolic process; medium-chain fatty acid catabolic process; steroid hormone receptor signaling pathway. Gene Ontology annotation, cellular component: sperm flagellum; sperm plasma membrane. The coding region runs from base 256 to 1557 and encodes 433 amino acids.